This is a messenger RNA of Aspergillus steynii IBT 23096, 850 nucleotides long. Its product is annotated as 2-hydroxychromene-2-carboxylate isomerase. The coding region runs from base 21 to 665 and encodes 214 amino acids. Gene Ontology annotation, molecular function: 2-hydroxychromene-2-carboxylate isomerase activity; glutathione transferase activity; glutathione peroxidase activity. Gene Ontology annotation, biological process: glutathione metabolic process; naphthalene catabolic process. Gene Ontology annotation, cellular component: mitochondrion; peroxisome. NCBI's taxonomy places the organism in Eukaryota, Fungi, Ascomycota, Eurotiomycetes, Eurotiales, Aspergillaceae. The transcript has a single exon. The record is from RefSeq and is a predicted model, not a curated record.
CAAGCAGAGACUCCGCCAGGAUGCCUCCCACUGUCGAAUACUAUUUCUCCUUCAUUUCCCUUUGGUCCUAUGUGGGCAGCCGUCGCUUCCAGCGUCUAGUCCACGACCACGACGCUCGAGUAAUCUUCAAACCCAUGAAUCUGAUGCACAUUUUCUCCAUCUCGGGCGGCCUCCCCGUGAAACAACGUUCGACCCAACGUCAAGCAUACCGACUGCUGGAAAUGGAGCGUUGGCGACGCAUCCGCGAUAUCCCCAUCGUCACUCAUCCGAAAUUCUACCCGGCCGACCCUUCUCUCGCGCAUCGGGUUCUCUUGGCAGCCAUCGACGAGCUGGGACACGAUCAUCCCUCCGUCCACGAGUACGCUCACCGAGGGUUAGAAGCCGUCUGGGCGCGGGAGCUGAACAUCGCCGACGAAGGCACCAUUGCUCUUCUUGCCAAAGAGGCCGGAUUAGAUGGAGAACGAUUGCUCGACCGCGCCAAAGGGGAAACGAAUUGGGCAAAACAAGAGAUCGCGCUGACAACGGAGGCGGAGGACCGACAGAUCUUCGGGGCGCCCCUUUACUUUCAUCAAGGAGAGCCUUUCUGGGGCCAGGAUCGACUCGAAAUGCUGGAGGAGGUAAUUCGCAGCGGCAGGGAGCCGAUUGUGAUUUCGAACGGGAAAUGAAUGAUGUGAUCUUGGUACUUUAGGUUUGGGAUUGAAGGCAAUCAUCGUGAUUCUUUCGAGAUCGAGCCUAUGGCAUAUAUAUAUCUGGCUGCACAGUUGGCUUUAUUUAGUCAAGGUCACACAGAAUGAUUUUCAUAGAUAGGAUACGGGACAAACUGAAUUUUCAUUGCCAGUCAAGUGUGCCU